AAAAGCUCAGUAACCUUCGUCAGUAGACGGUGCUACAUCGUUGGCUUUGACUUAUAGAUUGGACGUGUGUAUUGUAUCCAUGUAGUCCCUUUUCUCGGAAAACUUAUUCAUCUACGUACAUUGAUGUCUAUUAUUUGGCAUAUUUACUUGAUACUGUUCGUCUCCAAUCUUGAUUGUGAAUCUUCCUUUAAUGUGGCACUGAGUGCAAGCGAUCACGUUGGUUCAACAUUUAAUCAGAGUUUUACUUAUGGUGUGACCAAUACUGCUCCUGAUGCUUCUACUAAUUUUUCUAUUACUGCCACUGCCACCACAAAUUUUACCACUACUACUGAUGGGUUUAAUCAAUCGAAAUUUUGUCAUCAUUCAAAAUUGUUACCUCCGGAAAAUGUCACAAUCACCAAUGUCACAUCUGAUUCCUUCGAUAUUAAUUGGAAUUUACCACGUCUUUAUAAUCAGCUGAAUAAAGUUGUCUAUGAAAUAUUGAUAAAUAGUCCACAAAGAUUACCAAUAAUCAUUAAAAAUGUCUCAAGUUGUUUUCAAUUGAAAGAAAGGAUUAUAAAUUUAACAUCAUGUUGGUUUUAUAUUAUACAAAUCAAAACACAUGAUAUGUUAUUGAUGAAAUCAAGUGAUUGGUCAAAUCCAGUAUUUACAGCUACAUUAUUACCACAACAUGUCGUUCAAAGUCAUUUUGAAGUAGAAAAUAUGUCUCCAACUAUUCAAAAAGUGAAGUGGAGUAAAUUUACUGUGCCUAAUGAAUGUAUGGCACUUAUUCAAUUAUUACAAAUUAAUGAAAAAACCUUCAUUGAGUUAAUUACCAGUGUGGCAAUAAAUGAAACAGAAUAUACAUUCUAUAAUUUGGCACCAUCAACUCAAUAUACGUAUCAUCUGAAAGUGAUUUCACCAUUUGGUAAUUAUUUAGGGCAGCAUAUUUCAAUAUCUACAAAAACUUUACCUUUGAUUCAUCUUUUAAACACAAGUAUUCAUACACCAAAACUUAUUCAGAUCUCUAAUAUUACAUCCACUUCGUUCGUGAUCAUUUGGUCAGUUGUGAAAACUAAUGGAAGUCAAUUCAAAACUUCUACUUAUGAAAUCUUGCUUAAUAGUCAAAGACAAUCAUUGUUAUUAAUAAAAAAUAUUUCGAGUGAAUUAUUUAGACAAAAAAUUGAGAAUUUAACUGCUUGCACAAUUUAUACAAUUCAAAUGAGAUUAGUAGUAAAAUUAUCUGAAACAGUAUAUAGUGAAUGGUCAAAGCCACUAACUGCGUUUACUUCAAUCUCGAACAUUUCAAAGAAAACUCUCAUAAAAAUUACAAACCUUGGCAGAAAUAUGCAACACUUGAGAUGGAUUAAAUUGAACGAUCCUAUCUUAAUGAACAAGUGUAAAUCCUAUUUAGAAUUAGUUCAAUGUAGUCAUCUAUCAUAUAAUUGUUUGACGGUCGAAUUAUCUGUGAAUAAAACUACUUUUAUAUAUUACAAUCUGAAACCAUUGACUACUUAUACAUAUAGUAUCAAUUUGAUUUCUCCAUUUGGUAAUAUCAAUGAUAUUUACACGAAGUCUACAGCCGAAACACUACCUAAUGGUCCAAAUACACCGGUCAAUCUAUCUAUCAGCCAUAUAUCACCGAACAAACUGACCUUACACUGGCAAAAUCCACCACAACAUCCAGCCUUUGAUGUUCACUGUUUUUGGGUGUACAAACGUGAAUCGAUCCAUCUUAUGAGUGGGUUGGACGAGUACAGAAUUUGUGAUGUUUCGAAUGAACUUAUUUUGACAUCAUUGAUACCGGGAAGACAAUACACUUUGUAUAUGAGAUCUGAGGAUUCUGUGUAUGGAUUACAUAGUGAUGUGUCUAAUGCUAUAAGUGCAACAACCUAUCCAUCACAACCAAAUGCACCAACUAAUCUAACUGUAACCAAUAUUUUAUCUAAUCAAUUUACUGUUAAAUGGACUGAACCAGUACAAGAUUCUGCAUUUAUAAUUAAAUAUUAUUUAAUAUAUUAUCGUCCUACUUUAAAGAUAAAUGAUCUAUUCACACAAUCUCAUAUUUCCUCUAAUCAUUGUAAUGAAUAUAUCAUCACUUCAUUAUUACCUGGUAUUAACUACACAGUAUAUAUGAAAUCGAUCGACUCAAUUUAUGGUAUAUACAGUAAUGAAUCGAUCCCAAUUACAGUGUACACAUUUCCAGAUGCUCCUAAUCCACCUAUCAACGUUACGUUUAUUGAAACUGGAUCAACACAGUUCCGUGUUGUAUGGAUGCCUCCUGAGGAGAAUUUAGCUUUCAACAUCAAUUGUUACUUGGUAUAUAUCCGUCCAACGUUUACUGUAUUUAGCCAUUUUCAAAAAUUCAAUAUUUGUUAUUCUAACGUGUGUGACAUCAAAUCGUUAUUACCGGGAGUAAACUAUACAGUUUAUGUUGAGUCGUUUGAUUUAACAUACGGACUUCGAAGUUUGCCUUCAAAUUAUAUUACCGCUGUAACCUAUCCAGAUAGACCUAUUAAGCCAGAAAAUGUAACAGUGACCAACAUCAAACCAAAUCAAUUCACUAUUAGAUGGAACGAAAUAAAACAAGAUUUAACGUUCACUAACAUUUGUUAUUCACUUUAUGUGCGACCAACUUUAAAUAUUAAUGAUAAUUUUAAUCAGUUCAAUGUUUGCAAUGGGAAAAGCGAAUUUACUGUCACUUUCUUAUUACCUAGAACAAAUUAUACGGUAUAUCUUAAGUCGUUUGAUACUAAUUAUGGUAUAUACAGUGAUGCAACGAAAUCUUUUCUAAUCUAUACAACAUAUCCAGCAUGUACUCUGCCACCAGUCAAUUUAACAUUUUCUGAAAUUAAUAUUUAUGGAUUUACUGUACAUUGGGAUCAUGCAUUAGAAAAGCAUUCAUUCGAUAAUAACAACUAUUAUUAUGUAUUCAUAAAGGCUUUGCACAAUCAUACAAACCAAUCAAUGAAAUUCAAUGCUGGUCAAUCAGCCACAAGUUUACAUAUUUUUAGUCUUUCACCGGAUACAUGGUAUAGUGUAUCUGUACAAUGCAUAGAUACCACAUACCAUAAUAGUAUCGAAUCAGAAGAGGUUUUUGUACAUACAUAUUCCGAGACUGUUGAACGUGACAGUCUUAAUCAGCUGACGAGUCUGAUCCUACAAGUUCCACCAGAACAACAAAUAACUCAUAUUCAACAAGACAAUAUGAUUAGUUUGUAUUUACCGUUAUCUCGGUUAAAUUGUUUCAUUUCAACAGUUUAUGUGGUUUCACUUGUAAUAAAACCAACUAGGGAAAAUCAUGAUGAAAUUAUUUGUUCUGAAGGUUGUACAAAGAAAAUGCACUACAAUGACAUUACGGAUAUUUAUUUAGUUGAGUCGACAUAUAAAAAUCGCCAUAAUAAAGAAAAUGGAUCAUGGGAAAUACUUAUACAUUCACGGUUGGAAUUAAGUCAGACGCGUACACGACGUUCAACGGCUUACCGAAUGAAUGAAAGUUAUCUAUAUUCCGAUAAAUAUUUCAUAAUCGGUGAAAAUGGUGUUUGUCCAUAUAAUUCGCAUGAAUGCAAUGGACCACUUGAACCCGCUACACAGUACAGUAUACAAUUACGUACUUACACGGAAUAUGGAUAUACCACGUCAAAAAUAAUUCAUGGACGUACACUGUCUAACACUACUAUCAUUUUGAUCACAUGUUGUAUCUUGUGGUCAUUGUUCAUAUUGGCUAUAUCCUCAUUCGGUUUAUUAUAUUAUCGUCUUAUUGAAAGAAGCACUAUCCCCAAGAAUAAUGAUAUUUAUAAUAAUAUCGCAAGGGGAAAAAUCAAUAAUAAAUCAAUAAUUAAUGAAGAUAUUUAUUCACAGAAGAUAAUGGAUCGAACCCACCUUCCAAAUUUAUGUACAUCCAUGAAAUGGCCAACACCAGUUACAACCCAUACGUUUAUGGCACAAUAUGAAAACUAUUCAAAAGAUUCAUUCGCAACACUAAAAGUACAAUAUCAAUUAAUAAUCAGUAACAGUCAAUUUCUAAUACAAUCGGAUAUGUUGAGUCAAGAAAUCGGACAAAAGAAUAUAAAUAAACGAUUAAAUCGUUUUAGUGAUAUUCUACCGUAUGAUCAAACGCGAGUGAAGUUAAAUCCACUUCAAAAAAGCAAACAGGAACACGAUUAUGUAAAUGCAAGUUUUAUUUAUGAAAUAAUACCUUGUACAAGUGUUCACACACAUCCCGUGCUAAACAGAAAUAAAAUAGAGUACAUUGCAUCACAGGCACCAUUAGAAUCAACAGUUGGUGAUUUUUGGAGAAUGAUUCUGGAUCAAAAUAUCACCAUUAUCGUUAUGCUUACAAAAUUAUAUGAAGACAAUAUAUCAAAAUGUUGUCAGUAUUGGCCAAAUGAUAUUCAUGAAUCAUUAACAUUCCAGUCAGAUUGCUUGAGAUUAGAAGUGACAUUAUUAUCGGAAGAAGAUAAUCAUAUAUACAUUUUACGUAAACUAUACAUUACUUCUAUUAACAAUCAGUCAAAUAACCCAGAAAAUUCCAAAUAUGUUGUACAGUUGCAUAUGACGACUUGGCCAGACUUCGAUGUACCAAAUCUAAGUGAAUUUCAAACAUUUAUGAAAGACUACCGUGAAUUAAAGUGUGCAGAAUCACAUCGAUAUUCUCCAACUCUUGUGCAUUGCACGGCUGGUGUUGGUAGAACUGGUACGUUUAUUGUUGCUGAUUUAUUACAAAUCUAUAAAGAAUCCAAUUGUGUUUAUUAUGAUAUACCUGGUAUCAUUUUACAAAUGAGACGAUGUCGUCCAUCGAUGGUACAAAAAGUUGCGCAAUAUAUAUUUCUUCACCAGUUUGCUAAUACAUUAUUUCAAUGAUAUUAAUUUUUUCUGAAAAUAUCAACAACUUUGAAAUUUUAUGUUUACUUCAAAUGAAACUUAUCAUUGUGAUCUCAAAAACGUCCGACAAACAAUUAUGUGCGUUGUUAUCACCGAUCAAAUGUUAUUUUCCCUUAUGAAAAAAAUGGUGCUACUUUGUCAUACAAAACCUGGAAAAUGAUUGCCGUCAGCAUUCCAUUCAAUUGAACAGCACAUUUUCCUUAUUUUUUAAACUGUACUCUAUUUAGUGUCGCUUUUAAAUAAAAUGUCAAUAUUUUCAUCUUUAACUUUUUAUGAUUUUAGAAAUAAUUCGUGCAUUUAAUUUCCCCCUUUCAUCCUAACUAAUGAAUUGCGAUGAGCCAUAAUUACUAUUUUGAUAAUAGUAAUUACUAAUAAUAACAUUGUUACUUCUA
This is a messenger RNA of Schistosoma intercalatum, 5255 nucleotides long. The record is from the annotation of a GenBank genome assembly. NCBI's taxonomy places the organism in Eukaryota, Metazoa, Platyhelminthes, Trematoda, Strigeidida, Schistosomatidae.